AUGCUUCGCCAGUCAACCUUCAAGCAGCUGCCCCGGUCCCUUGGAUCGGCAGCCAAAGCCGCAACGCGAACACCAGGCGGAGGAGCUUCGCGCCGAACCUUCCUCAGCCCUCCGCGCAGCCAGCCCAACGAGCACCUCAACCGCCUCGACGUCAACAAGCUCUCGGAGCAACAAAUCAAGUAUGCCCGCAACCGCCGCGCCUUCCUAUGGACGGGGCUCUUCUGCAGCGUCAGCUCCAUGAUCUACGCCGGCUACCUCAUCAAGCUCGAGCUCCAGAAUCCUAUCCAAGCUGACUCCUCCUUGCCCUCGACCGACCCUCUGGCCGGUACCAACGCCGCCGAGCGCAAAGUAGUCGUGCGCGACGAAGAGGGCCACGAGCUCGUCCCGACCGGCAACAGCACCGUCCCGACCUUCCCGCGCACGCUCUCGCUCGGUAGCUUUGAGGGAGCCAUUGCCCCCGGCGGGGCCUCGGGCUUGGCCAUGACCAUCACCGGCGCCGACAAGACCGAGUACACCCUCGUGGGCUUCGGCCUGCGCACCGUCACCUUUGUCGGCAUCCAGGUCUACGUAGUGGGUUACUACGUGGCUACCGCUGACGUGGCCUCGCUGCAGUCGGCGCUGACCAAGAAGGUCAACCCGAUCGCCACGACGCUCGUGCCGGGCGAACGCGACCAGCUGCGCAACGAUCUGCUCGACCAUACAAAGGGCGAAGAGCUCUGGGACGGCCUGUUGGCAGACGGAAUCCCUGCGCGGUCCGUCUUCCGCGUGAUCCCCGUGCGCGACACCGACUUCCACCACUUGAGGGAUGGCUUUGUGCGCGCGAUCCAGGCGAGGGCUGGCAAGGUUGGGGACGAGCAGUUUGGCGAGGCGAUGAAGCACUUCAGGCAGAUUUUCAACCGCGGAAAGGUUCCGGCCAAGAAGGAGCUUCUGUUGAUCCGCGACGGAGAGGGUAAGUUGAGCGUUGUAUAUGACGAUGGCGGCAACAAGAAGGAGGGAAGGCCGGCAGGGAGACAGCUGGUUGGAACUGUUGAUGAUGAGCGCGUCUCGCGUGCCCUGUGGUUGAACUACUUGGCUGGAAAGAAGGUUGCCAGCGAGCCUGCGAGGAAGAGCAUUGUUGAAGGCAUCAUGGAGUUUGUAGAGAGGCCGGUUGGAACUGUUGCGGCUCAGGUGGUAUAG
Molecule: messenger RNA, 1176 nt
Organism: Sordaria macrospora k-hell
Lineage: Eukaryota; Fungi; Ascomycota; Sordariomycetes; Sordariales; Sordariaceae
Molecular function (GO): intramolecular lyase activity
Source: RefSeq, a predicted model, not a curated record